Messenger RNA from Talpa occidentalis (Iberian mole), 2238 nucleotides. It is a transcript of the gene WIF1, whose product is annotated as WNT inhibitory factor 1. NCBI's taxonomy places the organism in Eukaryota, Metazoa, Chordata, Mammalia, Eulipotyphla, Talpidae. Gene Ontology annotation, molecular function: signaling receptor binding. The transcript has 10 exons. The record is from RefSeq and is a predicted model, not a curated record. Gene Ontology annotation, biological process: anatomical structure development. The coding region runs from base 366 to 1505 and encodes 379 amino acids. Gene Ontology annotation, cellular component: extracellular region; cell surface.
GUCACUCCUCGCUCGCACCUCCCUUACGCCAGCCCUUCCCCGCUUUUCCUCGCGCUAUAUUUAACCCUCUGACUGUUGGCCUCGCAGCGCAUGCUGGCAUCUCCAGCUUUGCCAGCCUUGCGUCUCUCCCGUGCCCUCUCCCUCCGGCGCCCCUUUUCUUGCCCAGCUCACGCCUGCCUUCUCCCUACCCUCCUGCUCUGACUCUCUCUGGCUCACUCUUGUACCCGAGCCGCGAGGCUGCCCGCCCAGACGUCCAAGCCAGAACAGCUCCAAAGGAGAGAGCGGAGAGCCGCCUGCCUGCACGUUGGGUAGGUGCGUCUGGAGUUGCAACGGCGAGCAUCCCCCGCGAGGAGGUCCCGAGCGGCAUGGCCCGAAGAAGCUCCUUCCCUGGCGCUGCGCUCGCGCUCUGGAGCAUCCUCCAAAGCAUGCUGGUGCUGCGCGCCGAGGUCGGGCAGCCGCGGGAGGAGAGCAUGUACCUGUGGAUCGAUGCUCACCAGGCGAGAGUGCUCAUAGGAUUUGAAGAAGACAUCCUGAUUGUUUCAGAGGGGAAAAUGGCCCCCUUCACACAUGAUUUCAGGAAAGCACAACAGAGAAUGCCAGCCAUUCCUGUCAAUAUCCAUUCUAUGAAUUUUACCUGGCAAGCUGCAGGGCAGGCAGAAUACUUCUAUGAAUUCCUGUCCUUGCGCUCCCUGGAUAAAGGCAUCAUGGCAGAUCCAACCGUUAAUGUGCCUCUGCUGGGAACAGUGCCUCACAAGGCAUCAGUUGUUCAAGUUGGAUUCCCAUGUCUUGGGAAACAAGAUGGAGUGGCAGCAUUUGAAGUGAAUGUGAUUGUAAUGAAUGCAGAAGGAAACACUAUCCUGCAGACACCCCAAAAUGCCAUCUUCUUUAAAACAUGUCAACAAGCUGAAUGCCCCGGAGGGUGCCGAAAUGGUGGCUUUUGUAAUGAACGACGCAUCUGUGAGUGUCCUGAUGGAUUCUAUGGACCUCACUGUGAGAAAGCCCUUUGCACCCCACGAUGCAUGAAUGGCGGGCUUUGUGUUACUCCUGGUUUCUGCAUCUGCCCACCUGGAUUCUAUGGAGUCAACUGUGAUAAAGCAAACUGCUCAAACACCUGCUUUAAUGGAGGGACCUGUUUCUACCCUGGAAAGUGUAUAUGCCCUCCAGGACUGGAGGGAGAACAGUGUGAAAUAAGCAAAUGUCCACAACCUUGUCGCAAUGGAGGUAAAUGCAUUGGUAAAAGCAAAUGUAAGUGCUCCAAAGGUUACCAAGGAGACCUCUGUUCAAAGCCUGUCUGUGAGCCUGGCUGCGGAGCGCACGGAACCUGCCAUGAACCCAACAAAUGCCAAUGUCAAGAAGGCUGGCAUGGAAGACACUGCAAUAAAAGAUAUGGAGCCAGCCUCAUGCAUGCCCUGAGGCCAGCAGGCGCCCGGCUCAGGCUGCACACGCCUUCACUUAAAAAGGCCGAGGAGCGGCAGGACCCACCUGAAUCCAAUUACAUCUGGUGAACUCCGACAUCUGAAACGUUUUAAGUUACACCAAGUUCAUAGCCUUUGUUAACCUUUCAUGUGUUGAAUGUUCAAAUAAUGUUCAUCACAGUUAAGAAUACUGGCCUGAAUUUUAUUAGCUUCAUUAUAAGUCACUGAGCUGAUAUUUACUCUUCCUUUUAAGUUCUCUAAGUAUGUCUGUAGCAUGAUGGGAUAGAUUUUCUUGUUUCAGUGCUUUGGUACAGAUUUUAUGUCAGUUGAUCAAGUUAAAAUUUUGUCUUUGCAGUGCAGUUGGCAGAUAAUUUCCAAAAUUACAAUGCAUUCAUGGUGUCGGGGGUUGGGGGUAAACAUUAGAGAAGAUAAAUGCAACAAAAAUGCAUAAGUCACAGGGAUUUGGAUGAAGCACUUCAAGGUGCUGAAGUUACAAGCGUACAAAUUUUAUUGUCAUGUAUUUAGACAUUGGUCACAUUUUUUUCAUCACCCUUAUUUUAAAACUAAAUACAAUGUAUUUUGACCUUAUCAUGACUCCAGAGAAUUCACUAUUAAAAAAAAAAAAUAAAAGAAGUAACACUGUUGUAGUGGCAUUUAAACAAUAUAAUAUAUUGUAAACACAAUAAAAUAGGGAAUAUAAUGUAUGAACUUUUGCAUUGGCUUGAAGCAACAUAAUAUAUUGUAAACAAAACACAGCUCUUACGUAAUAAACAUUUUAUACUGUUUGUACGUAUAAAAUAAAGGUGCUGCUUUAGUUUUCUGA